AGAUCCCUCAAAUAAUAAAGGCAAAUUAUAUUGGGCUGCUUAUUAUAUGACCCAAUAAGGCCCAAAUUUUGUAUUCAUCGUCCAUCAUUACCUAUACCCUAAAAUCAUUUUACGUCUCUCACGUCCAUUGAUUCUGCUGCUGCAAUCAAAUUCUAUCGAACUGGUGAGUUUUGUUAAAUCUCUUUCCUCGUUCGUCAUUGUCAGAUCGAUCUCUAUCCCGAUUUAGCUUGUUCUUGAUCUUUGUCAACUUAAAAAACAAUCAAAACAAAGUUUCUUCUAUGAGUUCCGGUCUGAACGAAGAUUUCCUCGAUUGUAUCGUGCGUUUAGAGGAGACACACAUUCAACAAGGCUUCGAUGAGGGUUACGAAGAAGGUCUCGUGUCGGGUCGUGAAGACGCUCGUCAUCUGGGUUUGAAACUCGGGUUCGAAACAGGCGAGCUUAUUGGAUUCUACAAAGGUUGCUCUGUUCUUUGGAAUUCAGCUCUCCGUAUUGAUCCCACUCGCUUCUCUCCUCUGCUCCAUAAGCAUCUCAAUGAUUUCCAUGUCUUGCUCGAUAAAUUCCCGCUUUUGGACCCCGAGGGCGAGGCCAAAGACGGGAUUAAGGAUGAUCUCAGACUCAAAUUCAGCAUCAUUUGUGCAUCUCUCGGCAUUUCCAAGAAACAAUUGGAGUACAAAGGAUACCCUAAUCCUUCCUCCAAUCUCGACUUUUAGGACCUACCUCCAUAAAAACACUCUUGUAUUGUGGUCGGAGGAGAUGUUGAGAGAAAUGCUUGGUUGUUGCAAGGUUUACAUAUCUGAAGCGCGGAAUAAGACCGCCCUCGAAGCUAUUGAGAGAGCUGUAAAGGCUUUUCCACCAGUUGCAAUCGUCAACAAGUUUGAAGAUGCGGCUUAUGGUAGGGUUGGUUACACUGUUGUAUCCUCGCUUGCUAACGGGUCAUCUUCUUCCUUGAAGAAUGCGGUGUUUGCUAUGGUUAAGACUGCUCUCAACACUAUUAAUCUUGAGUUGCACUGUGGUACCCAUCCUCGGCUUGGAGUGGUCGACCACAUAUGUUUUCACCCCUUGUCUCAAACCUCUUUAGAACAAGUUUCUUCCGUUGCCAAUUCCGUAGCGAUGGAUAUCGGCUCCAUUCUUCGAGUUCCUACAUAUCUCUAUGGAGCAGCAGAAAAGGAGCAGUGCACGCUGGAUUCGAUCAGAAGGAAGCUGGGGUACUUCAAGGCGAACAGGGAGGGACAUGAAUGGGCAGGUGGAUUAGAGCUGGAGAUGGUGCCGGUGAAGCCAGAUGCAGGGCCACAAGAGGUGAGCAAAGCCAAAGGGGUUGUAGCAGUUGGGGCGUGUGGGUGGGUGAGUAACUAUAAUGUGCCUGUCAUGUCAAACGAUCUCAAGGCAGUGAGGAGAAUGGCGAGGAAGACGAGCGAGAGAGGAGGGGGCUUGGCUUCAGUGCAGACAAUGGCGCUGGUACACGGGGAAGGAGUCAUAGAGGUCGCCUGUAACUUGUUGAAUCCAAGCCAAGUGGGAGCAGAUGAAGUUCAGGGACUGAUCGAGAGGCUUGGCAGAGAGGAAGGUCUGCUUGUGGGAAAAGGCUAUUAUACGGACUAUACACCCGACCAGAUCGUUCAAAGAUAUAUGGACUUGCUCAGUAAUUCAUAAAUUUCAAAGUAAAAAUUAAAAACAGUACGAUGUUGUCAUUCUUAGAACGUAUUAUUACCGACAUCAAUCAUUUAUCUUCAUUUUGUGUUUAGA
Arabidopsis lyrata subsp. lyrata is the source of this 1740-nucleotide messenger RNA. RefSeq names its product formimidoyltransferase-cyclodeaminase. Gene Ontology annotation, molecular function: transferase activity; folic acid binding. NCBI's taxonomy places the organism in Eukaryota, Viridiplantae, Streptophyta, Magnoliopsida, Brassicales, Brassicaceae. Bases 532 to 1647 code for a protein of 371 amino acids. The record is from RefSeq and is a predicted model, not a curated record. The transcript is spliced from 3 exons.